This is a messenger RNA of Batrachochytrium dendrobatidis JAM81, 381 nucleotides long. RefSeq lists its product as uncharacterized. Lineage: Eukaryota; Fungi; Chytridiomycota; Chytridiomycetes; Rhizophydiales. The record is from RefSeq and is a predicted model, not a curated record. Bases 1 to 381 code for a protein of 126 amino acids. The transcript has 2 exons.
AUGCCUACUACUAGUGCAAACCCUACAACAGAGCUGAAUGCACCGCCAGCUUCUACUUCAGUGGCAGUCGCAGAAGACUUUUCAGUUACAAUUGUGAAUAUUUUUGAAGCAUUACAAAAGGGAAAGUUUCCUAGUAAUGGUCAGAUCGAUGCUAUUUUUACUAGAAUUCAAUCCUCUUCUGAGAUGAAAACGAUCGAGCCAUUGCUUAGUCCUCAAGGCCAAUGUCUAUGGCAUUAUAUCCAAGCAGCACUUGAUACUAUCCGUCAGGCAAAUCGUGCCAUUAACAGUCGAGAAUCGUUGCAGAGCAUGAUUUAUUAUCUGAACCAAGCUGAUCCACUUGGUAAGCCGCUGCCUUGGCUUUUUGUAAUUUUGGACGAUUAG